This is a messenger RNA of Malania oleifera, 1247 nucleotides long. Its product is annotated as non-specific lipid transfer protein GPI-anchored 2-like. The transcript is spliced from 3 exons. Lineage: Eukaryota; Viridiplantae; Streptophyta; Magnoliopsida; Santalales; Ximeniaceae. The record is from RefSeq and is a predicted model, not a curated record. Bases 257 to 928 code for a protein of 223 amino acids.
CCAUGUGAAUCCUACCCAUAUAGAUUCAUGGGAUGCUGCCAAACAUGAUAUCUCUACAAUACCAAGAGAGACAACACUGCCUUUACUUGCGCACCUAAAGUUGGGUGUUAGUUGCAUUAAUUUUCGCCACCAAAACCCCCAUCACGUCACCGCCGCUCGCCCCUCUUCAAUUCAACCUUCCCCUCACCCUCUUUAUAUCACCGCCUCCCUUCUGCCUUCUCCCCCCGAAAAAACAAACACAGGCGACGCACCCACAAUGGCCAGGUGCAGACUCGCCAGAGCAAGAACACUCAUCCUGGCGGCGUUGUUUGCGGCGGCGCUGGCCGUGGCCGCAGCACACACGCCGGUGGAGGCGGUCGCCGCGCCGGGGCCGGAGCCUUUCUCGGUGGGGGCGCCGGGGCCGGGGUCUUUCUCGGAGGGGGCGCCGGGGCCGGGGUCUUUCUCGGAGGGGGCGCCGGCGCCGUCGGCGCCGGACGACUGCCUGACGAGCUUGUAUAACUUGUCGGAUUGCUUGACGUACGUGGAGCAGGGGAGCAAUGUGACGAAGCCGGACAAGGCGUGCUGCCCGGAGCUAGCGGGGCUGGUGGAGAGCAAGCCUCAGUGCCUCUGCCAGCUCAUCGGCAACUCCAGCAGCGUCGGCCUCGAAAUCAACGUAACCAAAGCCCUCGCCCUCCCUACUGCUUGCUCUGUUUCCACACCCCCCGUUUCCCUCUGCUCAGCUAUUGGAAUCCAUGUGGGAGUUCCAUCACCCAGUGUGACACCUCCAUCAUCAAGUGAAACCGCUUUGCCACCUGGUAGUCCAUCCCCUGCAGGAUCAGCAACCACCCCUUCAUCAGAGAACAGUCCAAGUGGCGCUUCAAGCAUUGCUGAUUCUCAGCUUGCCUGCCUUGUUGGUUUAGCCUUUGCAUUUCUUCCCACAUUCUUCUAAUAUGCUAGAACUUCUCUAUUUGAAAGCAUGGACUUCGAAUUUUGAAUUUGAAUUUUCAUAGAUUCGGAUGAAAUUCAAGAUAAUUUUAUACUUGUGUUUUCUCCAGAUCUAUACAAAUCUAAAUUCAAGAUUUGAAUUUUCAAGUUUUGAUGGAGAAAAAUGUUGAUUAAUUUAUUGUUAUGACUAGAUAAUUCAUUUCCAUGACACCAUUAUUAUGUUGAGCAUUGUAUUGGUAAUUUAAUUUGUGAUUGAAGGAUAAUGGUAGCAUUGUCCAAGUCCAUCUUAUUCUAAUUCUAAAAUUGAAAUCUUUGUUGUCAAA